Leishmania mexicana MHOM/GT/2001/U1103 is the source of this 384-nucleotide messenger RNA. RefSeq lists its product as hypothetical. The coding region runs from base 1 to 384 and encodes 127 amino acids. The transcript has a single exon. The record is from RefSeq and is a predicted model, not a curated record. Lineage: Eukaryota; Euglenozoa; Kinetoplastea; Trypanosomatida; Trypanosomatidae.
AUGCGCCGUUCUGUGUACUACAUGGGACGCAGCUUCACGCAGCGACACCUGAAUGCGUGCUCCAGUCCGUUGGCCACGGGCUUUGUGCGGCCCAAUGCUUUCUCCAGCACAGCACAUGGCCUUGUGGCAUCGCCGCUGUGCGGUAUCGGUUGCAUCGGUAGCGGCGUCGUUGGCGCCAACGGCGCUCUGGCCGUGUCUGCAGAGGCGUCGCUGAGCCAGCUCCUGGCACCGAUGAUUCUGCAAGGGAAGUCUAUCUCCAUGCUGGCGAGCCUCCUGUGCAUUCAAAAUAUAUCAACCUGCGUCUGUGCAUGCGUAAGAGUAUUAGCCGGAUUUAGGAUGAGGUGCUCUCCACCUCCCCAGGACCGCUUGGUGAUACGAGAGUGA